UUGGUUUCCAAUCAAAAAUUUCGCAAAGUAAAAUUAUUAAUUUUAACAUUCUACGUUUAGGUCCACUUGUUUAUCUAUAAUAAACAGAAUAUAAUAACGAACGAGCAGGAUGUCGAUACUGGCUAAAACCUUGGGACGCACUUUCUUUCAGGCAGCCGCAGUUCGCGCACUACAUGUGUCAGCGGCGGUUAGUGGUGCGGAGACCUAUAGUGCAAAUAGAACCACUUGCACUCUAGUGCCCGGCGAUGGUGUCGGACCCGAAUUGGUCUACUCACUGCAAGAGGUUUUCAAGGCUGCAAAUGUGCCAGUUGACUUUGAGGCGUUCUUUUUAUCGGAAAUCAAUCCUGUGCUAAGCGCCAAACUUGAGGAUGUUGUCGCCUCCAUUCGCAAAAACAAAGUUUGCAUUAAGGGUAUUUUGGCUACACCUGAUUACAGCAAUGAAGGUGAACUGCAGACGCUUAACAUGAAACUGCGCACAGAGCUUGAUUUAUAUGCAAAUGUGGUGCACGUUCGCAGCUUGCCUGGUGUUAAGACACGCCAUGACAACAUCGAUACGGUCAUCAUCCGUGAACAGACGGAAGGUGAAUACUCAGCCCUGGAGCACGAGUCGGUGCCCGGCAUCGUGGAGUGCCUGAAAAUUGUGACUGCCAAGAAGUCGAUGCGUAUUGCCAAGUUUGCCUUCGAUUAUGCCACCAAGAACAACCGCAAGAAGGUAACUGCCGUGCACAAGGCCAACAUCAUGAAACUGGGCGAUGGCCUCUUCUUGAAGUCAUGCGAGAAAGUCUCGAAGCUGUAUCCACGUAUCGAGCUCGAUAAAAUGAUUGUGGACAAUACGACCAUGCAAAUGGUGUCCAAUCCCAAUCAGUUUGAUGUGAUGGUCACCCCGAAUCUGUAUGGUGCCAUUGUCGACAACUUGGCCUCUGGCUUGGUCGGCGGCGCUGGUGUCGUUGCUGGUGCUUCAUACUCGGCUGAUGCAGUGGUCUUUGAGCCGGGUGCACGCCAUAUCUUCGCACAGGCUGUGGGCAAGAAUGUUGCGAAUCCAACGGCAAUGCUAAUGUGCGGCACAAAAAUGUUGCGUCACAUCAAUUUGCCAACCUAUAGCGAAGUCAUACAGAAUGCCAUCAACCAGGUGCUCAAGGACGGCAAGAUACGCACCAAGGAUUUGGGUGGACAAUCUACCACUCAGGACUUUACGCGCGCCAUUAUUGCCAAUCUGCACUAGAUCGUUCUCGAGCCGAAUUCAGCUGGUCAAUUGGCCACAACAGUUGGCUGUGGCUGCCCCAACCAAGGAUUGUACGCAUGCAUAGACACCAAACUCUUCAGUUAUUGCCUAAAUUAUUAGAAUGUUAAACAUGAUUUCUGAUAUUUAGUUGAUUUUUCAGUAUGAUUUUCUCCUCUGCCUCCCUCCAUAAUUCAAUUGAUGCUUUGAGUAUUAUUUCUGGCGAAUAUUUAUGUUUAGAACAAUUACCUCGCCCAACCGCCCAACCGCCCAGCCCCUUCUCCCGUAUUCAUUUACCCCAAAACUUUUUAGUUUUACAAAUUGGCCGUAUUGUUUAUUAUUUUGUGAUUACGUAUUAUACAA
Molecule: messenger RNA, 1582 nt
Organism: Drosophila arizonae
Lineage: Eukaryota; Metazoa; Arthropoda; Insecta; Diptera; Drosophilidae
Gene: Idh3b
Product: isocitrate dehydrogenase [NAD] subunit beta, mitochondrial
Biological process (GO): isocitrate metabolic process; tricarboxylic acid cycle
Cellular component (GO): mitochondrion
Source: RefSeq, a predicted model, not a curated record